AUAUAUAUACUCCAGUUGUCUGUUUUUACUAGUUCUGUUACAUUACAAAGCAGUCAGAGAGGCAUUUAUCCAACAGUAGCCCAUUUGAGUCACUGCUAUUAGGUAUACUUGGGUUGAUAAUUAAUAAUGUGAUGAAAAAAUUACAGUUUGUAGUAGCUUCCUGGCAGUGUCAGCCUGAUGUGGCUAUGCCCUCUGGUAAAGUUGGAUUUCAUAAGAAUCCUGAUUGCGCUGGGUUAUUCACCGACCAUGAUCCUGAGAAACAAUUUAAAGACUUGAAAGAAAUUGGACAUGGAAGUUUUGGAGCUGUUUAUUAUGCAAAACAUGUCAAGACCGGGGAGGUGGUGGCCAUCAAAAAGAUGUCAUUCUGUGGCAAACAAAGUGCAGAAAAGUGGGCAGAUAUUGUUAGAGAAGUGAAGUUUUUGAAGCAAUGUAAACAUGAGAAUACAAUCAGUUACAAAAGCUGUUAUCUUAAAGAGCACACAGCAUGGCUUGUCAUGGAGUAUUGUGUUGGGUCCUGUUCCGAUGUUUUGGAAGUCCACAAGAAACCUCUUGCAGAGAAUGAGAUUGCAGCUGUUUGCAAGGGAGCUCUGAAUGGAUUAUCAUAUUUACAUUCCAAUGAUAAAAUUCAUCGUGACGUCAAAGCUGGUAAUGUUCUACUCACAGAAGAUGGUGUUGUAAAGUUAGCUGAUUUUGGCUCAGCAUCCAUUAUUUCGCCUGCAAACUCUUUUGUUGGAACACCAUACUGGAUGGCUCCUGAAGUCAUUCUGGCCAUGGAUGAAGGCCAGUAUGAUGGAAAGGUUGAUAUUUGGUCGUUGGGAAUUACGUGUAUUGAAUUAGCCGAACGUAAACCUCCGUUAUUCAAUAUGAAUGCAAUGAGUGCGCUAUAUCACAUCGCUCAGAAUGAUCCUCCGGCCCUCACGACGGACGGUUGGUCUGGGAGUUUCAAAGAGUUUAUCAGUAAAUGUCUGGAAAAAAAUGUUCCUGACAGGCCAAACAGCCAGGAACUUGCGUCUCACGAGUUCUUGAAUAGAAGCCAACAAAAAAAUAUUUUAAAAGAACUGGUUCAAAGAACGAAGAGCCAAGUCCGUGCUUUAGAUAAUAUGAAUUAUAAAAGAGUGAAAAAAAUAUUUAUGAAUGAAGGAAAUUCAGGUCUUGAGGCUUCCAGUUCUUUUGAUGAUGACGCCAGUUCACAGAUGUCAUCUUUCUCCAGCACAAUGUCCUCGGUACAACUAAAUGAUGAUACGAGUAUUAAAUCUGAUAAAACAACUAAAUAUAACGGCGAUUCUGAACAUUCAGAGGUUGAAGUGACGAACAGGAAGACAGCGAGUGUUCAAAGUCAUAACAGUUCGAUAUCUAGUAACCACAACAGCAGCACUGAGAGCUUACCUGGUGCUACAGCUGAGGCCAAGACUGACAAAGCAACAGAAAAGAAUCAUGAUCAAGGCAAAGACGAUGAUGUCAUUAGUCUCUUUACCCCGAAAAAGGAUGGAGAAGAAGAUGAAAGAUUUGCGACAAUACGACCAAUCAACGCUAUUCUCAGACAGAGGGAACAACACCAGUCAAACGAUGACUUCAGAGAACAGAUGAAUGUUUAUAAACAAAUGCGUCAGCAGCAUCAGAAACAACUUUUACAACUAGAAAAUAAACUGAAAAAUGAAAUGAACGAACAUAAAAAGCAACUUGAUCGUGAAUACGAACAACAAGUUCAUCAAUUUGAAAGAGAAAUGGAGAAACUGAAGGGCAAACACAAAACUGAUUUUGAUCAAAAGCUUCGUCAGUUCUCAACGGAUGAAAGAAAACUAACGAAACAGAUCAAAGAACAGCAGGAUAACGAGAUGAAGGUUUGCACGACAAGACAGAAGACAGCUUACAAGAAUAAUAAAACAAGAUUGAAAAAGGAAGUACGUGAAGGCAAACUAGACAUGUCUAAAUAUCGGGAUGAGAAAGGCAAAGUUGCCGCAGAUCAACAACAUUUUACGCAGACAAAACUCAAGGAACAUAAAGAUUUCCUGGAGUCAGAAAUCAGGAAGUUUCGGCGACAGCAAAUUUUACAUCGACACGAACUUGAGGGAAAAUUACUUCGCGAGGAAAUGGAUAAACUAGGAAGUCAGAAGGAUCAAGCUCACUCGAUGUUAGUUCGUCAUCAUGAAUGUACCCAGGAGAUGGAAUUUAGACAUUUGGAUAUGAUUCAGAAGAUGAGACUGGACCAUCAGAAAACUCAGCAGUCAACAGAAUGGAGCAAUCAAAUGGAAUACAACAAACGGGCAGAGUUGGAUCUGAAACGACGGCAUUUAAUGGAACAGAAACAACAGCCAAAGACUCUAAAGGCGCAAGAACUAAAAAUCAAGAAACAGUUUCAUGACACAGUGAAGAUCCAAUAUCGACAAUACAAAGCAUAUCAGAAACAAGUUCUGCAAACAGCGCCGAAGGAGAACCACAAAGAAUUAAUUGAAUCUUUCAAGGAGGAUAGAAAUCGUAAAAUGGCAGAUCUUAAAUUACAAUAUGAUCAGAGCAUUUACGACAUGUUGCAACGUCAGUCAUUAAGACUUGAUGAAGAACAGUUGAAAGAACAGGAAAGUCUACGAUCAAAACUUCAAAAAGAGCAAGAUUUACUGAGCGCUUAUCAAGCAAAACAAGCGGAACAAUUGAUGCGUCAACACGAAAGAGAGUUACGAGAACUACAGGACAGGGUCUCAGUUAGGAGAGCUGUUCUUGAACAAAAGAUGGAUGAAGAAACUAAAAAUUUACGGAACCUGCGAAAGGAACGGGAACGAGAGCUGAAUAAUCGCCACGUGAGAGAACUUGAAGAAUUUGAUGUUGUUGAAGAUGGUAUGUCAGGCCCGUGGAAACAUCGCUCUUCAAAUCAGCGGUCCGCCAACACACAAGAGACGAACAAUGGGACUGCUGCCUCCAUCAAUGGCCGUAAGUCUACAGCGUCAUCACCCCCCGGAGCUACAGCGAGGUGAUUGUACUUGAUGUAGAUGCAAUUAUUGGAUCGUGUUGUAUAUAGUUGGAAUUAUCAAUGAGUCAGCUAGGAAAAUUCGAUAAAGAAUAACACAAUAAUCAAAAGAUGCUCUUUGGAUCUUUGUAUUUUACUGGUGAACAAAUUAUAACAAAAAUCCACAUUACAAAGAUAAUGGCAUGGUCACUUAGGUUCAUGUCCAGGCUCUUUCCUCUAAAGUAAAAGAUCUUUAAUGUAAAAAUCAUCAUUUCUCAACUAUAGAAGUGCUAUUUUUUCUUAACUAUAAGAUAAUUACUAAUAUAUAUAUUAUUAUAUAUAUAUAUAUCCAUAACUAUGAGUUGUAUUUUUACUCAGAGACCUUUUUAAAUAGAAAGUUUAAAAUUA
Messenger RNA from Dendronephthya gigantea, 3346 nucleotides. Its product is annotated as serine/threonine-protein kinase TAO1-like. The coding region runs from base 132 to 2966 and encodes 944 amino acids. Lineage: Eukaryota; Metazoa; Cnidaria; Anthozoa; Malacalcyonacea; Nephtheidae. The record is from RefSeq and is a predicted model, not a curated record. The transcript has 21 exons. Gene Ontology annotation, biological process: protein phosphorylation. Gene Ontology annotation, molecular function: protein kinase activity; ATP binding.